Humulus lupulus (European hop) is the source of this 819-nucleotide messenger RNA. RefSeq lists its product as uncharacterized. The record is from RefSeq and is a predicted model, not a curated record. NCBI's taxonomy places the organism in Eukaryota, Viridiplantae, Streptophyta, Magnoliopsida, Rosales, Cannabaceae. The coding region runs from base 1 to 819 and encodes 272 amino acids. The transcript has a single exon.
AUGGAGUACUUGAAUAGAAGCUUGCAAUCUAAUGCCAAGUCCUCCUCUUUUCGGUUUCACCCGAUGUGUAAGGACUUGAAGUUGAUAAAUCUUUGCUUCGCAGAUGAUGUUAUUUUAUUUUGUAAGGGAACUGUUGGGGCUGUUUCUGUUCUGAAAGACUCUCUAAAGAAAUUUAGUGAAGCUACUGGUUUGUCUAUCAAUUCAAAACAGUCCCAGGUUUAUUUUGGAGGAGUUGCAGCUGAAGUUAGGACUGAAAUUUUGCAGGGGUUGAACCUUUCAGCUGGAUCUUUCCCUUUGCACUAUCUUGGAGUGCCUUUGAGGCCUACUAAAUGGAAACACACGGACUGUGAACUUAUUAUCCAAAAGAUGCGAGUAAAGUUGUUUUCCUGGUCUAGUAAACACUUAUCCUAUGCAGGUCAUUUACUGCUCAUUCAAACUGUGUUGUCUGGUUUAAGGAAUUAUUGGAUGUCUAUUUUCACUUUGCCUCAAAGUAUAAUCAAGGAAGUGGAGAAGUUGUGUAGGCAGUUUCUUUGGGGGGCCUCGGGUACUCGUUGCAAGUUUCAUUUGGCAUCGUGGAACCAAGUUUGCUUGCCUAAGGUCUAUGGUGGUCUUGGUCUUAGGGAUGGUACUAGCUGGAACAAGGCCCUUCUAGCCAGGUAUAUUUGGGCUGUUUCGACAAAACAAGACUCACUUUGGGUAAAAUGGAUUCAGCAUGUCUGCUUAAAAGGGGUGAACUUUUGGGAUUAUGUUUUGAAGCAUGACAGUAGUUGGUAUUGGCGCAAGCUAUGUCACCUCAGGAAUCGAUUCAAUGAAAAAUAA